Messenger RNA from Caenorhabditis sp. 36 PRJEB53466, 857 nucleotides. The record is from the annotation of a GenBank genome assembly. NCBI's taxonomy places the organism in Eukaryota, Metazoa, Nematoda, Chromadorea, Rhabditida, Rhabditidae.
AUGUUACGAUUAGCGGUGGCUAAUCAACGUCGGAGUCUGUUCGGAUCAGUGCCAUGCAGCAGUCAACAGGACCAUUACAAAGUACUUGGAUUGGCCCAGUCUGCUUCCCAAAAGGAUAUAAAAUCAGCAUAUUAUAAACUUUCGAAACAGCACCAUCCGGACACAAAUCCGACGAGCAAAGACGAGGCGGCCAAGAAGUUUCAUCAGGUUUGGAAGAAAAAAUUACAAAAAUUAUCAUUUUGUGCAAAAAAAAUCAUCAAUUUGUGCAGGUAGCAAUGGCGUACGAGAUUCUAGGAUCAGAAGAAAAGCGGAAAGCCUACGACAUGACGAGAAUACGUUCGUCGCCAAUGCCCGGAGAUCCGACCAAUUUAAGCAAUCGGUACAAGAAGAGAUCGGCUUCGACUCAAAAACAAUAUACGGACAUUGACAUCGACUACAAAGAUUUCGAGCAUUUCCAACGGAGCACUCGCAGAAGGCCACAAUAUCACUCGCACUUCGACAUGCCCAACGAAUUUUACGCCGAGUUCGGCGGAUUCAAGAAAAGGGUAUUCAAGAGCGAGUACGAGGAGGCACAGGAGAAGGCCAGCAAUUUCGAACGUUUUCUUUCUAAAAAAAAUAAAUUUCAGCAUGGCUCCCAGUACAAAGACAGUCGGGCGGCGCAGCGAGAAAUGGAAGAGUUGCGGCGACAAGUAGAACGGGAACAGGCGGCGCAACAGGCACGAUAUCCGAUUCCGACGUUCGAGCAGAUGAUGAGGGACAAACGGGCGAAGGAGGCGAACGAACAAAGGCAGUACGUGGGUGGCAUGUUCGUCGCCGCACUGAUCGCCGGCUUUUUGACUGUUCUCUUGACAAGAUAG